This is a messenger RNA of Talaromyces atroroseus, 3357 nucleotides long. RefSeq lists its product as hypothetical. The record is from RefSeq and is a predicted model, not a curated record. Gene Ontology annotation, biological process: regulation of Rab protein signal transduction. Gene Ontology annotation, cellular component: cytoplasmic vesicle. NCBI's taxonomy places the organism in Eukaryota, Fungi, Ascomycota, Eurotiomycetes, Eurotiales, Trichocomaceae. Bases 1 to 3357 code for a protein of 1118 amino acids. The transcript has 7 exons.
AUGCCUCUAGCAACAAACCCUGCAGUGGAAUCCUCGGCUCCGCUCGCCGACUACUUUUGGAUCGCUGGUGUCGACGGCAAGGAGAUUGAGGAUACCUACUGGAAGCUGCGCAAUGAAUACAUGAGCAAUAGGGAAAGCACUCCAGGGCCUGCCUUUUCUGAUACCAUCGAGGAGGAUGCCGAGCCCGAAGAAGAGCAUGACAGCGGCAAAUUGAGCGACUCCACGAGCUUUGCUGACGCAAGAAAUACCAAACGGAAUUCGUACAAUCGUCUCUCGAGGUUAUCUAACGAUGCCCGCAUGUCCAUACGCUCCGUGGAAUCUAAGAUUCCCGAACCUCAGGGUACACACAGUAAUCGAAGCAGCAUGACUAUUCGGCCUGCUCCGUCGUCGUCGCUAGAACCACCCUCUGAAGCAAACAAUGGCGAAUUUGAUUUUGAUAAGGCUUUACUGAAAUUCGCUUCGGAGAGAGAGUCAUUCCUGUCUGACCUGAGUCUUAGCGCUGGCGCUAUUACCCCGAAUAGACCCAAACCACGUCCCAAGGUGCAGAAGAUCGUGGCGGAAGAGAAACCGCAGUCGAUCAAUCCAUUGAAAUCAGGCAUUGGUAGCGUGCGGCGCCACAUGUCUUUCAGAGACAUGAACAGUAUGAAGAGACAACCAUCGGUCAUCGCGCGACAAGCCUCUAUCCGCACAUCCCGACGACUCAGCAACUACAAUUCCGUCAUACCCGUUCCACAGCCAUUAGAUACCUCGCCGGCCAUGCACCCUCUGAAACGCCGGUUCGAACCAGUGCUUUUGGACCGAUAUCCGCAGAAAGGGAUGCCCGACGAGCAAUCCCAGCGAGUCUCUUUUCCUGACUAUGUCCCUAUGUUCGCCUUUCCUAACGAUAUCAAUAUUGUUUCUUCGGACCAAAAACCACGGUCGACAUGGCAUGGUUUCGUAAUGACAGGAGGAGAUGGCAGCAAACUACACGGAGUCUGCAUCACUUUGUGGAUUCCGCUUGGCCAGAAGGCGGCAGAGGCGUUGGAAGAGUGCUGCGAGGAAUGGCGUAAAGAUAACAUGACUGAUGAAGAACGAGAGCUGGCAGCUAGCCUGGGUGGCCGAUUAGCUGACGAGCGGGCUAAGUUGUCUACACUGUUAGCUCAACUUCCCGCCGUUGCCUCUGGAUCCCCAGAAAGAGAGAAGCUGGAAGAUGACAUCAGUGCAGUCGAGGAGAAAAUCGGACUAAUGACGGAUCUUCUUCGGCCAGUUCGACAUGGUGCGGCCUCCAAGAUUGAGGGUCUCACCGAUGAUACCGGCUUUUGGAUUCCUCGGGCCUACGGGAUCAUGGGCAAAAACGCAUCCAUGACCACUUUCUGGAAAGAGUGGCUCAAAGCCGUAUCUGUUCCCAGGACCAAUGGAGGCGUGUUGAGAGUCCCAGCUAGUUCCCCUACAGUGGGGAUCUGGCAGCCACUGGAACGUUAUGUCAUGAAUCUUUGUACUGAGGCAUUUAGUCCUAUUUCUUCCAAAACGCAGGUCGAGCUGUCUGUAAGAGAAUUACGACUUUUCGCUCGUAAUGAAGCCCCGAAUGAGCUUCCAGGCUCCCGGAAUACGGAUCUAUACGCGCUCUUCCGUUCGCUAUCUAUAUCCAACAUCAUUGUGCUCUUUGAGUAUGCCUUAGCAGAAUCUCGCAUCAUUUUCCUUUCAUCUCACACAUCUAUGCUAUACCUAGCCACUAGAGCUCUUGUUGACCUUCUAUUCCCUUUCACUUGGACCGGGGUUUUGAUCCCUGUGUUGCCAGCCCGACUUAUCCAGGCACUGGAAGCACCAUGUCCAUAUAUUGUUGGAAUUGAAAGACGAUAUGAAAAGGUUGAAUUGCCAUCCGAUGACUUUGUUUUGGUGGACCUCGACGCCGAUAAAAUUGAGAGCGAUGUACAACCAACACCUUUGCCGCGCCAUCAGCGUAAGAAACUUUACUCUCUCCUUCAGCUAGCUGCUCCACACCAUAGCAGGUUUGGUGUCCGCCCUGGCCCACCUUCAUAUGCUGUUGAGGCGUAUCCCUUUGACUCUUUCCCUGCCGAGAACCCAUCAAUCUAUCAUAUAAGGGCACAACCUACACAUUUGGCUCGUUAUGCAAGCUUGAAUUCGACGUCUUUUGGCAGUAGCUACAGCGCCACGCCAGCACCGGCACCGAUUUACAACGCCUUUUUGCAUGCGCGCGACGAAAAUGCCUCUUCUCGGGGUCUCUCGAGAGGAAAUGAACGGCCCACCACGAGUUCAACUUCGAAGACAGGAUCUCCACCAUCUCCGAGAACUAGUUCGCCGACUUCGGGCUUCUUCCCUCCGCCUCUACCUGCAACUCCUGUGUCUCGCAAUGACUCGGGUAUGGCAUUGCAGGCUUCUUUACGAGAGAAGAGAUCUGGUCAUUUCGAUGCUUCGUCUCGUAGAAGCUCGUCUUUUGGAACGGAGAGAAGAGGUGUGCCCCGGCGGCCGAGUGCACCAUUCUUGGGCCAUGCAUCAAACUUGUCAGUGACAACAUUGAACACUGACUAUGGAGGAGCAUCGACAUAUGCGCCAUCAGUUUACGCCACUUCCACGAUUGCUGCGUCUACCAUUGUUCCUCAAGCGAUGGCCCAGCCCGUGUUCAAUACUGAUAGCACCUGCUGGAUUGAAGGACACUGUCUACAGCUUCAGCCGCGAGAUGACAAAAUCAUCUGUUCAAUCUGUGACGAAAGGUCUGACGAGAAGAUGUACAAAUGCACCGGAUGCAAGACGCAUGUUCACGACAGAUGCGCGCCAUUAAUUUGUAUAGUGUGCCCUGCUGCAUUUCAUCCCGAACAGAUCCGGGCGGCUUUUAAGUAUCUUUUACCAGCUAGCAAGGAGCAUAAGAAGUCCGGUCUUACAUACCAUUUCAAUAUGGAUGCCUUUCUCAAAAGCUUGCCACAUGAACAUGCUGAUUAUAUGACGAGUCUUCAGCAAACGCAAGGUUUCAAUGAAUUCAUUAGCGAGCGCGAGAGAUCAAAGCCAAAUACGAGGGACUCGAAGAUUGUCCUAUUUGACGAGAUUAUUCUUUCCAAGCGUAAUCGUGGCAGAACUUCGAUCUUCUCUGGACGCAUGAAUACCGAUUUCUUGUCUAACACAUCUGAGCACCUAUGGCGUUCUGCAGCUGCAACUUCGUUUCCUCCAACAAGCAGAGUUCAUCACGGUAUAUCAGAAGAUUAUUCGGAAGUCAUUAAGCGUGCUCCCGCCAAGCUUGAUCAUGCUUAUAUGAAGGAGCCACGCAUGGUCCAAGGAGUGCCGCGGGUCUCAAAGACCGCUAACAAUGCUCGAAGAAAGCCGCUCCCAAAGCUGAUGAACGGCCUUUCCAUUUCACCUCCUUAG